UGCUUUGUUGUUGUGAUAAUGGUGAUUGAUAUCAGAUAAUAAUUAGUUUUCUUGGUUUUGCCUCGACCAAAUUGUCAAUCAUCAGCCCGGCAGGAAUCGCAAAUUUUCUCGUUCAUGGUUUGCCAAUUAGUAAUUCGCCGUGUACGUGAAUUGAUGGUCUCUAUCACGCUUCGUUAGAAUCCGAUUUCCUCAAUUCCUUCCUCGUCACCGUCACCCGUCAACCGUGUUGUCGUGUCCCCGUGUCAAAUUGUUCUUCGCUGAUAAGAGCUAAAGUAGCAACCAACAUGGGUCUUCAACCGUCGACAGAUCUUUCUCGCUUUACUUUUAACUCAUUUCAUAAUUAGUACGGCAAGUGUCAUCACCCAUCCCUGCUAAAUGACUCACAGGGUGUAGUGGCCCCCUUCCAACUUCCAUCUGUGUACACUAACUGCGGAGCCCAUUUCAACCCUAACUUAAGUACUGUUCUCCACCAGGCAGCUGCGUGCCGUUGGAAAUUGAUUGUGGAACGGAGGAAAUUGCCUGGAGUGUUGAACCAUGUUUGCAGAAAUGAAGAAUAAGAUACGGGAGAAGGCAGGUGGUGAACUUCCUAAGCUACCUAGUCCAGCCACUGCAUUGCGCCGACACUCACGCCAGAGCUCUGCAAGUAGUGUUAGCAGCCUUAUGCAAGAAACCCCUGAUAAAUCUAGUUCAGAGUACAAUGGCACACGAGACAGCUUUGGAUGGAAUGGUGCUAAAAACAAGCUUCCAAAAGGUACAGAGGAGAGUAGACAAACAUCAAAUGGUUCUGAUGAAGAUGCUCGGUGGCGUAAAAAGGAACAGACAUACGUCGAUGACUUGCUCAAACAGACUAGAGAACUUCAGGCUGCUCUCAAGAAGCUUGAAGAAUAUGAAUCAAAAUUCAACUCACUGGCAGAAGAAAAGGAUCAGCUAGAGAACUUCCAAACACAGGAAAUAGCGAAGAUUAAGCAUUUGUUGCUAGCAAAGGAGAAUGAGAACAAUUCGAAUGUAGCACAAUUGAAGGAAAAUCAAGCUCUAAUAGAUUCUUUAAAGGCUGAAGUUAGCAGACUGAGACCAUUUGAAGAUCGAGUCAGUAGUUUAGAGGAUGAUAUGGAAAUUUUACGUCAUACAUCAGAACGUGAGCGCUGGCAGUUGUCUUCCAAACUGGCACAAAAUGAAGAAGAAAUCUCUCAUCUAAAGGAGCGGGUGGCUGUUCUGAGUCGUCGAGCGCAGGCAGAGUGUCAAGCACUUGGAGCUCAGCUCACUGUUGAUGAAAGAAUCCAAAGUCUGUUGGGCGAGCGCUCCUUGCUUGAGCGCAGGUUGGAGGAGGCUCACAUUCACUUGUCAGAAAUUAAAACAACGUGGAGCGAAAAGAUUUCAUCUCUGGAGACUCAGGUGGAGCGUCUCGGGCGCCAAGCUGUAGAGGAAGGCUGUGAGCGUAGAAAAACAGAGGCACGGAUCGAAGAACUUGAAAGGCGAUUACGAGAGACGCAAGAGGAAAAAGAGACGCUCUCUAAGAAGUUUGAUGAACUGAGUGCAGAAAAAGUCAAGUGUGAAGAAGAGCUCAAAGUUUUAGAACAGCAGAUCGCUGCACUGUCGGCAGACAAAUCUGGGCUAGCUUCACGGUUAGCCGAAUCAACAAGUGCCCUUUCAGCAGCAGAAGCAAGCAAUAAGGAGCUACGUGCGGAGUUGGCUGUGUUUCGAGAAACUCUCAUUCGUGAGCGGAAGGCAGCAGAAGAGGCAAAACGGGUGCUAGAGCGGGAGAGGACAGAGAAAGAUGAAGCGCUCAUGCGAAGCGCUGAAAUGUCAAUGAAAGCGCAGCUCGCAGAAAAUGCGCUCAAAGCCCUCAGGCUAGAGAACCAGGAAAAUGCCCAGAAGAUCCUGGAUGAGCAGAAGUCGGAAGAUGAGAAAAGUAUACAAGCCAAUGAACUAAAUUCUAAACUUGUCGAUCUAGAAAAUCAACUAGUAGAGAAAAAUAAGACAAUCCGAGUAUUGCAGCAACGAAUGAGUGACUUGAAGAAAAUGCUUCAAAAAGAGGUUGUGAAUAGUGGCGAAUCAAAUUGUGUGUCUCGGCUUCCGCUAGAUGAGGAUAUCAAUCUGAAAUAUUUGAAGCAUGUUGUGAUCAAAUUCCUCACCUGCAGAGACUAUGAGGCGCAGCAUUUGACGCGGGCUGUUGCAACAUUACUGCGGAUGUCAGCCGAUGAAGAGCGAUUGUUACGAGAAACAGUGGACUGGCGCAUGUCGUGGUUUGGCUCAAGACCUCAACUUCCACCUUUGCAACGGUGAUUGCUCCCUCAGCUAUUUUUGGCCAAUUGGCCAUCAGAAUAAGGACUAACAUUUCAAGUCGGGAACUGUCCUUUAUCAAGGUCAGCAGUAACGUGAUGUUCUACGACAACAAAGGUGACUAAUUCGAUAGAAUUUCAUGCAUCUAGGAAUUCUGAGGGAUGUAAGAGGGAGUCAAAAAGUGAUAGGGAGUGAAGUCUAAAAGAGACCCCUCUUUUUUUACCUUUACACAAAUUCCUGUGUCUUGUUUCCAUCCCUUUACUUCAGCAGCUGCGGCUGAUUGAAGCAUUUUCCAGUUUCCUUGGGUCCCGAAGAAAAGUGGUGCUUGUUGAUUGCUAUGCCAAUGGAUUCUUAUAAGUCUUGUCAUUUCGUAUUCCAAUGAUGUAGAGUCAGUGUUUCAACAGCCAAGUUCUGUCCAGAAAGUUUCAUGUUUUACGGGCGCAAAUUUUAAAAUGUUUCUCAGUUUGUCUUCUCUCAAAAUUAAUACAUCCAUCUAAGUUGAAGCAAAUAUAGGUGAUUUAUUUUGUUUGGAUGCAUCUUUCUUAUUGAUCAUCCAAUUUUCCAAAAGGAAAUUUAUGCAGUGAAGGCAAAAAUGGCUGUAGCAACAAUUUCUAUUGAUCCUAUUUAUGGCUUUAAUCGAAGAUUCUCAUCUGCAUUUUAAUGCAUUACGUAAGUUAGUUUCACACUUCCUAUUUCUAUUUUCUCCCAGAGUGUAGAAUUUCAAAAUCUACAGCUUACCUGAUUCAUGUUUGACGGCCCUCAGCACUGAUCUAUAGGUAGUCAAGUGCAACAUUUCAUUGAAGAUUUUAAGUUUAUAAAAAUAAAAAUACUUAAAGUCUUGUAUUUUUGAGGAUUUAAGUCACAUACAUUUUUGUGAAUUAUGUUCUUUUCACAUCUAAGCAUUUCUGGGCGUGGAAGUUUAAAGUUGGCUUUAAUAAUUGAGUUGAUGUAAUUUUCAACAAGUACUUACCACAGCCCCAAGCUUCAGACAUUCCUAUUUGGUACGUUCCAUUCAUUAUCUUAUCUCAACAUGAAUCUCAAUUUAUGAAGAAAGAGAAAUUUAUUCUAAUAGUAACAAUAAGAGCAAAAAUAAUCAGUAACCUUAUCUUUGAAGUCUCCUAAUAUUUGCACCUCCCUACAAAAAACAAUCUCCUUCUCUGUAAAGGUAGAAUUGUUACCAGAGCUGUAAAAUUGUUCUCCUCCAAAUCAUCCUUCAAAAUGUAUUAAUUUUAAUGCCUUUUUUUCACGAAAAAAAUUAACUUCUUAUUAGAAAAACUGUUCCAAUUUUUUUUUAAGCUAAGAAUCUGAUGACUGUUAUACCAAGACAUGCUACAUUUCUUAAUUUCAUAGGAUUUGUACACAAGGAACAAAAAGGUCAAGGAAAGGCCAAAUUUUAUUUUGAUGGAUGGAAAAUGUCAUUGUCAUAAGGUUAAAACUAAAGUUAUUACAAAUUAGGUAGUUGUAAUUUUGCUCAGCCAUUAAGUUUAAUGGCAGAGAUCUUUAGAUCUCCAGAUACCAGAGACAUAGUAGAUUAGAGAUAUCCUUAAAACUGUUUCUGAUUGACUGAAAAAGAAAAUGUUUCAGAUGCUACUAAGAGGGUAGUGUGGAAUGAAAAAUCUUUAAACACUGAGUAGUUCUCAUAAUCCUUUCCUCUAAAGUUUUAACGUAUGCAUCUUGGCGUAAGAACUAUCAGGUGAAGCAAUGUUAGAAAAUAUUCAUGGCUUCUGUUUCUCUAAUCAUGGUUGAACUAACUGAUUUUUGUAGUGCUCCUGAUCUAGGUCUUAAUGGGUCAUGAUUUAUAAAUAUGUUUAUUUACUAGGAACGAUAAUAUUUAUUUGUUUAUUUUUAUACCUCAGGUUUUUCCUGUUUUCUUUUUUGUAUUUAUUUAUUCAAAGUUGUGCAUUACCCUCUCAUUGCCAAAAACUACGAUUAAAUAAAACUUGUUGCAAAUCUUUAUCAUA
Messenger RNA from Bemisia tabaci, 4241 nucleotides. RefSeq names its product Golgin 97 (gene Golgin97). NCBI's taxonomy places the organism in Eukaryota, Metazoa, Arthropoda, Insecta, Hemiptera, Aleyrodidae. The record is from RefSeq and is a predicted model, not a curated record. Gene Ontology annotation, cellular component: Golgi apparatus.